Molecule: messenger RNA, 876 nt
Organism: Octodon degus (degu)
Lineage: Eukaryota; Metazoa; Chordata; Mammalia; Rodentia; Octodontidae
Gene: Slc25a44
Product: solute carrier family 25 member 44
Exons: 4
Coding region: 10-876 (288 amino acids)
Biological process (GO): transmembrane transport; branched-chain amino acid catabolic process
Cellular component (GO): mitochondrion
Molecular function (GO): branched-chain amino acid transmembrane transporter activity
Source: RefSeq, a predicted model, not a curated record
UCAAGUGCAAUGGAGGACAAACGCAAUAUCCAGAUCAUCGAGUGGGAGCACCUGGACAAGAAGAAGUUCUAUGUGUUUGGUGUGGCCAUGACAAUGAUGAUCCGUGUCAGUGUCUAUCCAUUUACCCUCAUCCGUACGCGGCUCCAGGUUCAGAAGGGAAAGAGCCUGUACCAUGGAACCUUUGAUGCUUUUAUCAAGAUCCUGCGAGCAGAUGGUGUGACGGGCCUGUACCGGGGCUUCCUGGUCAAUACCUUCACCCUUAUCUCUGGCCAGUGUUAUGUCACCACCUAUGAGCUCACCCGGAAAUUUGUAGCUGACUACAGUCAGAGCAACACAGUCAAAUCACUGGUGGCGGGGGGCUCUGCCUCCCUUGUGGCCCAAAGCAUCACUGUGCCCAUCGACGUGGUAUCCCAGCACCUCAUGAUGCAGCGCAAGGGUGAGAAAGUGGGCCGCUUCCAGGUGCGUGGGAACCUAGAAGGACACGGGGUUGUUGCCUUUGGCCAGACUAAGGACAUCAUCAGGCAGAUCCUGCGGGCCGAUGGGCUUCGCGGCUUCUACCGAGGCUAUGUGGCUUCACUGCUUACCUAUAUCCCAAACAGUGCUGUCUGGUGGCCCUUUUAUCACUUCUAUGCAGAGCAGCUCUCGCACCUGUGCCCUAAGGAGUGCCCUCACAUCAUCCUUCAAGCCAUCUCCGGGCCCCUGGCUGCGGCCACUGCCUCCAUCCUCACCAACCCCAUGGAUGUCAUCAGGACCCGUGUGCAGGUUGAAGGCAAGAGCUCCAUCAUACUGACUUUCAGACAGCUGAUGGCAGAAGAGGGGCCUUGGGGCCUCAUGAAGGGUCUCUCAUCUUCCAUCCUUUCCCACAAUGACAAGUGA